Messenger RNA from Rattus norvegicus (Norway rat), 555 nucleotides. It is a transcript of the gene Lhb, whose product is annotated as luteinizing hormone subunit beta. Bases 56 to 475 code for a protein of 139 amino acids. The record is from RefSeq and is marked validated. Gene Ontology annotation, molecular function: hormone activity. Lineage: Eukaryota; Metazoa; Chordata; Mammalia; Rodentia; Muridae. Gene Ontology annotation, cellular component: extracellular region. The transcript is spliced from 2 exons.
GGCUCCAGAACCUGGAAUGCAAAAGCCAGGUCAGGGAUAGAAUGAGACACUGGCUAUGUCCCAGGGGCUGCUGCUGUGGCUGCUGCUGAGCCCAAGUGUGGUGUGGGCCUCCAGGGGCCCCCUUCGGCCACUGUGCCGGCCUGUCAACGCAACCCUGGCUGCAGAGAAUGAGUUCUGCCCAGUCUGCAUCACCUUCACCACCAGCAUCUGUGCCGGCUACUGUCCUAGCAUGGUUCGAGUACUGCCAGCUGCCUUGCCUCCCGUGCCUCAGCCAGUGUGCACCUACCGUGAGCUGCGCUUCGCCUCUGUCCGCCUCCCUGGCUGCCCACCUGGUGUAGACCCCAUAGUCUCCUUUCCUGUGGCCCUCAGCUGCCGCUGUGGGCCCUGCCGUCUCAGUAGCUCUGACUGUGGGGGUCCCAGGACUCAACCAAUGACCUGUGACCUUCCCCACCUCCCCGGCCUUCUCCUCUUCUGAUGCCCACCCACUAACUCCCCAUUCUUCUGGAGCCAGCAGGUGUUCUAACCAUCCCUCCCAAUAAAGGCUUUACAACUGCA